CGAACGCAUCCAAGUUGUCAUAACAACAAUAUCAACGGUCAUUUGUCAACAAUCACGAUAAUUUGAGAAAAUUAAACCACAAUGGCAGAUGAUGAGGGAAACGAGGAGGUUGCGGAGGAGCAACAGCCAGAGGUCUAUGAAGACGACACCCUCAGCCCUGUGCCCGUGCAGCCUCUAGACCCGCCCAAGUAUGAAGUCAGACCCGGCCUUGGAGAGAAGUUCCAAGCUGAGAAUAUACACGAGAUUAUAGUGACGUCCAUGCAGCAGCAAUUGACGGGGCGGCAGUACCGCGCCGACCAGGCGCCGCACUGGGCCCAGAUGAUCGCCAACGGCGUGCGACACCGGACCCAGGAGUUAGGCAUGAAGAGGUACAAAAUCCUAGUCCAGACCGUGAUCCUCGAAAUGAAAGGCGCAGGGAUCAAAAUGGGCCAGCGCUGCCUCUGGGACCCGGAAACUGACGACUAUGUCCACGGCCUUUAUAAGGACGGCAGCAUACUGUGCCACUGCACCGUCUACGGCAUAUACAUGUACUGAGGCAAGCGGGACUACACCAAGAUACAUAUGCAUUUGAGUAGGGAGGAUUUUAUUUAUUAAAAAACCGCCCAAGUGCGAGUCGGACUCGCGCACGAAGGGUUCCUCACUAUUACGCAAAAAACUGCAAAAAAAUCACGUGUCGUAUGGCUCCACUUAGAUAUUUAUUUUGUUUUUAGUAUUUGUUAUAGCGCCAGCAGAAAUACAUCAUCUGUGAAAAUUUCAACUGUCUAACUAUAACGGUUCUCGAGUUAUAGACUGGUGACAGACAGACGGACGGACAGACGGACAGCGGAGUCUUAGUAAUAGGGUUCCGUUUAUACCCUUGGGGUACGGAACCCUAAAAAUUGUUAUAAGAGCAUAGACGUAGACUGACCACAAUAUGUUUGCACAGACUUGGGUGGGUCAUUUUUGUCCCUUCUGUCCAAUGAGCCAGCUAGUCCGCUCGAACAGUGUCAUUAUUGCUAUACUCAUGCAAAUGUAUCUGACUGGUGUCAAUUGGUGUUAAAAAAGAACAUUUUUAAAAUGUCAAUUAAUGUGAUUGUGACUUUUAUACGUUUUUUAUCGCGUAGUGAGUUAUAAUAGAAUAAUGCAUUAAGUAUAUAGACACUCGUUGUUGUAAAAUACAGGGUGACAUCGGAGAUGCGAUUCAAAAACUAAGAUCAAGAGAGAUAGAGAAUAUAAAGUCUGUGAGUCUGUCUAAGCUAACUUUGCACCGACAUUAAUAGAGAAAAGUGAGAGAGUGUCAUUACAUACGUCAUGUUUUCAUAGAAAUUGAAAUUACUGUAAUUAGUCGUAGUAAAUGGCACGCAAACAGCUUACUCUGCACCGAUUUUUCAGUGACAAAGUGUUGAACUACCACUAUACAUCUUCACAGAAAAUUGACCUUAACCAUGGAUGUCCACACCAUUGCCUGGACUGGAUUCAGUUAGUUGACCCCUGGCCUCUAUUUUACCAUGCUGACAUUGACAAUUCACCAUACAUUGCUAGUCCAAUAUCUAAUUAAUUACCUAUGUACCGUCGUUGCUUACCAACCCUAAAAUGUAUAUAAAAUUGUCAGUGUCAGGUGCCAAUUCGCUGGCCCAAUAUUAUAGGGUUCUAUGUUUCACUUUUAUCGAACUGAAAUUUGAACAUUGUCACAGUGACAUUAAUAAGUCGAAUUUCAACUAUCUUGAAAAUGUCACAUAGAACUUUGUAAUAUUGAGCCAGCGAAUUAUCAAGUUGGUGAAAUAGCACCUGAAUCUGUUUUAUAUUGCGAUUUCGAUGUCACCCUGUAUACAUAUAAUUUAGUAUCACUAUUCUGACUCAUAAUAAAUUAGUUAUGAUUGUAUAUAGAUAGGUUGAUUGCAACUUACAACAUUAGGUUAUGAACUAUUUAUUUCUAUUGAUUGACAUUAUGUACUUUUACUUAAUUUUUAAUGAUUAUUCGUUAUUUAACUUUAAUUGAUAUUAUGAUUAUAGUUCGUUUUUUUAGCAUUAGAAAGAACUUGAAAGAAGGUAAGCGAUCUUGGCAUGUCUUUUAAUUGAAAAACGCUUUUUAAUAAUCAAUAACUAUUACUUAUGAAAGCAGAAGAAUAUAAAUGAUCGUAUUAGAUUCAUACUUGUUACAUAUUUGCCGUAACUUAUUUUUAAAAUGUGUUUUUCAAUUAAAAGAAACAUCAAGAUUGUUUACCUAAUUUCUAAUGCUAAAAAAAACGAAGUAUAGUAUUGACAGUGUAGGUGUAUCAUAGUAGGAUUAUGUUUUGUUCAGCAAGUAGAUAUUACUACUUUUAAAACACGAAAAAUUUCGGAUGACACCAAAAUUACCUAGAUACCUAAAAUAUUUAUUUGUAGUUCAUGAGUGCACGUGUGUGUGCCCUAAAAUAUUGUAACGCAAAUCGCAUACGAGUUCACAUGCCGUACAAAUCAGACCUUAGAUUUUAGAGUAUUCAGAAUUCGGCUAGGUACCAUUUAGAAUUUCCAAAAGUGCACUUCUAUGUUUAGAAGUUUUAAAGAUAGUUUGCUGAAAUAGGUAAAUAAAAUUUUGAUUAAU
Cydia fagiglandana is the source of this 2563-nucleotide messenger RNA. RefSeq names its product dynein light chain Tctex-type protein 2B-like. The coding region runs from base 82 to 534 and encodes 150 amino acids. Lineage: Eukaryota; Metazoa; Arthropoda; Insecta; Lepidoptera; Tortricidae. The record is from RefSeq and is a predicted model, not a curated record. Gene Ontology annotation, biological process: microtubule-based movement. Gene Ontology annotation, molecular function: dynein intermediate chain binding. The transcript is spliced from 6 exons. Gene Ontology annotation, cellular component: cytoplasmic dynein complex; cytoplasm.